Caenorhabditis angaria is the source of this 1017-nucleotide messenger RNA. The record is from the annotation of a GenBank genome assembly. NCBI's taxonomy places the organism in Eukaryota, Metazoa, Nematoda, Chromadorea, Rhabditida, Rhabditidae.
AUGGUUCAAAAUGCAACAUUGGUGAAAUUGGCGGCUGGUGUAUUUGUUGCUGGUUCAACGGGUUUAUAUUUGGCUCAAAAACAGGUGCAGUGGAAAGUUCGAAAAUUGCCACAUUAUAAUGAGGGACUCCGAAUUGUUAUGGAACAUCCAAAAGCAUUAGUGAGUUUGAAAUUUUUGAAGGAGAAAAUUAAACUAACAAAUUUUUUAGGAAGCCAUCGGUGCACCAAUUCAAAUUGGAACUGUUGAAUUAUCCGAUCGAUAUCAUAAUUAUGUUGAUAAAAUGAAGAGUAGGGUGAGUUUUUUGAAUUGAAUUUUUUUACAAUAAAUAAAUCUAGGCUCAGAUCCUAUAGAUUCUUUCAGAGAGGUAAAAGUUCAUAUUUUCUAACAAAAAAUCUUUGAAAGCUAGCAGAUUGUGAACAUUUCUUCGAACCUUAAAAUAAUAAGAGAAAAGUUGAAUUUGCAAAAAAUGAUCCUCUUUUCCUUCGCAAAAUCACUUUCAUUUUUCCAGCUACGAAUUCCAGUCACUGGCCAAUUAGAUUGUGGUUUUAUGGAUGUUUUAGCAAUUCGACCCGAUGAGAAUCAAGAUUUUGAAACGGCAAAAGUUCGAUUAUAUUUGAAUGAUGGAGUUUUCACGAUUUUUGACACGAAAAAAUGGAAAGAUGAGGAUAAAUUAGAAGAUAAUUAGGAGAAUUUGUAAUAAAAUUUAGAGAUUUUUGAGAAAUGUUUAUUGUCUAUUGAAAAAAGGUUCUUAAUUGAUCCUAACUUAUUAUACCUCUGAAGUAUUUUGUUUUAAUUUCAGCAAAAUCAAAUUGUUCUUCUAUUUAGACAGAAGAAGAAAAGACGGGUUCGACUUGGAGAAAAUGGCCAUUUCAGAAUGGAUACGAGCAUUACACGGUAUGUUUUUUCUUGAGUUUAUCUAGAAAAUUAAUCUGGAAUGAAAUUUUCAGAAUUUGGUUGGCCCGAAUUUAUGCAACCGCACAUCGAAGUAUUAUUGAUUUGGAUCACGUGGGCUAUUGA